Gordionus sp. m RMFG-2023 is the source of this 737-nucleotide messenger RNA. RefSeq names its product large ribosomal subunit protein uL22m-like. The record is from RefSeq and is a predicted model, not a curated record. Lineage: Eukaryota; Metazoa; Nematomorpha; Gordioida; Chordodea; Parachordodidae. Gene Ontology annotation, biological process: translation. The coding region runs from base 36 to 659 and encodes 207 amino acids. Gene Ontology annotation, molecular function: structural constituent of ribosome. Gene Ontology annotation, cellular component: ribosome; mitochondrial large ribosomal subunit. The transcript has 7 exons.
UUCAAAUUCUACAAAUUAAAUAAUUUAUUUGAGACAUGUGGGAAAUUAUGAAAAUUUUACAAUGCAGAUUAAGUUUUACACCUUUACAUCGUUUAUCCUUUCAUAAUUUUCCUGUAUACUGUAAAAAAAGUCUGUUAGAAAAAUUUGAUAAACCAUCUGAGAAUUGGCUCAAUUAUAAUAAGGUAAUUUACCCACCGCAAAAAGAAGGAGAGCUGCCAAGACCGGCAGAAAUAUUUCAUGAAAGGCGAAAUAUAAAAUAUAGCAAAGAUAAAUUAUGGUACCAGGCAAUAAUUAUAAGAGGUAUGUCAAUUGACGAGGCUAUUAAGCAAUUAACAUUUUUACCUUAUUAUGGGGCCAAAGUAAUUAGAGAAGUUUUGCUCGAAGCUCAAAAUUUAGCCGUUAAACAACAAAACGUGGAAUUUAAAUCGAAUUUAUGGGUUGCGGAAUCUUUUACAUCCAAGGGAGUAACUAUUAAAGGUAUCAGAAGACAUGCGAAGGGUAAAAUCUCAUUGGUUAAAUACGGUUAUUGCCAUUACUUCGUGAGACUCAUAGAAGGCCAGCCUCCUGCAAAAUAUUAUCCCACUCCCAAAAUUGGAUUUGAACAGAUUAAGGAAUACAUUGAAAAGGGCAGAGAAAGGAUGAUCGAAUAUGGAUUAUAAAAUUAGGGAAAUUAUUACGAUAAAUAUAAAUGAUGCGAUGAUUAUUUGAUCAGAAUAAAAUUGUAUAUAUUUGUUUAA